Messenger RNA from Rasamsonia emersonii CBS 393.64, 1548 nucleotides. RefSeq names its product RING finger domain protein. The record is from RefSeq and is a predicted model, not a curated record. Gene Ontology annotation, molecular function: zinc ion binding. Bases 1 to 1548 code for a protein of 515 amino acids. The transcript has a single exon. Lineage: Eukaryota; Fungi; Ascomycota; Eurotiomycetes; Eurotiales; Trichocomaceae.
AUGGCGUCGCUUCCACCAAGGCAUUCUGCGGGCGGCAGAAGCCGUUCCUCAGAUCAAGAUUCGUCUGCCAGCACCAGCGGAUGGGUUGCGUCCGGGGCAAACAACGACAAUGUGCCAUCCUACGACACGCUAGGAGAUUCCGAGACCGUCCUGCUUAAUCGCCCGUCGAUCGAAUCUGAUGCACCGUCUCCAUCACAAUCACAAAGCGCGGCGCGAGAAAACGAAGAGGAAGAUGCGGAGAGGACUGAACGAGCCCGUACGGAGGAGUCUCUGAUGACGCAGGAGCCACGAAAGUGUUGGAUCUGCUAUACCGACGAGACAGAAGAUUCGCCGCUCAAUUCCGAAUGGCGCUCGCCGUGCCCGUGUGCCCUGACGGCACAUGAAGCUUGUCUGCUGGACUGGCUCGCCGAUCUCGAGAACCCUCGAAACCGCAAGCGCAAUGGCGGGCCAGCCAAGAUGCAGUGCCCCCAAUGUAAAUCCGAAAUUGUCAUCUCGCGCCCUCGCAGCUACAUUGUCGAUAUCGUCCGGGCCAUCGAGAGGCUGGCCGGUCGGCUGGUUCUCCCGGGGAUGGUGUUCACACUGGCAGGAACGGUCUGGGCGGGGUGCUGCGCGCAUGGCGUGUAUUCGAUGUAUUUCGUCUUCGGCACGGAAGAUGCCCGACGGAUUUUCGAGGACAGCGCCGACGGUUCCUGGAAUCCGGGCCUGAACCUUGGACUUCCCCUCAUCCCGCUGGUGCUCAUCUUCUCCAGGACGCGAUACGCCGAGGGUCUGCUGCCGGCCAUCCCGGUGCUGUUCUUUGCGACGCAUAAUCCCAGCGGGCUGGAACCGCAAGGGGGCAGCCUGUGGCCACCGAGUGCGGCCAUGACUUUUGCCGCUCUUCCAUACGUGAAGAGUUUCUACAACGCCCUCUACGAGAGGGUCUUUGGACCGCUGGAGCGGAAAUGGAUCGCCGAGGUCCAGCCUCGCCAUGGGGAGGAGGAGGCUUCGGAUGCCGAGCGACAGGGUAACGGUGGUGGUCGGCGACGAGCCGCUGCGCUGGGCGAAGUGGGGGACGGGCAGAUCCUGAUGGAAAUCGAUCUGGAGCUGCAACUUGGAGUCGGCGAUGACCAGCAGGACCAUGAUAUCCCAGCGGACGCACCGGACGUGCCGGUCGAGGGCAAUCAACAAAACGGCGAAGGCGCAGCCCGGAAUAAUGGCCAGAAUCGGGACCAACAGAUCCUGGGCCGUCACCGGGAGGAACUGAUCCACGAUACGAGCAGUCUUGCCGACACCGUGCUGGGGGCGCUGUUGUUCCCGGCGAUUUCGGCGUCGAUGGGCGGGCUGUUGAAGUGGAUUUUGCCGAAAUCGUGGACGACGCCACCGUCGACUCUGGAACGAGGCAAGACGGGGCUGCUGCAGAGUCGAUGGGGACGCAGCGUGGUUGGCGGAUGCCUGUUCGUGCUGCUGAAGGACGCAAUCAUGCUCUAUUGUCGGUGGAAGCUGGCACAGACGCACCGGAAGCGGCGAGUGCUGAAUUACGACCGGGCGAAGAAGCCGGUUGUACGAUAG